This is a messenger RNA of Ostreobium quekettii, 1476 nucleotides long. The record is from the annotation of a GenBank genome assembly. Lineage: Eukaryota; Viridiplantae; Chlorophyta; Ulvophyceae; Bryopsidales; Ostreobiaceae.
AUGGCCGGCGCCAUCUUCGGCUGCACCGACGACACCAUGGCGGAGUGCCUGCAGAGGCACCUGUUCGCGCUGCCGGCCGCCAACAAACAGCUCGCGGCGGCCAUCCUGCCGCAGAUGCCGCUGUUCCUGUUCAAUUACAGCAGGCGGGAGCUCCUGGGCGUUUUUGAGUCCGUCACGAGCGGGGACACGUUUGUUCCUGAGGCCUUCCAGGGGCGGUUUCCGUGCCAAGUGCGGGUGCGGAGGCUGAUCAACUAUCCGGCACUGAGCGAGAAACAGUUCAAGGCCGCGAUUAGGGGGAACUAUUACAGCGGGCACAAGUUCAACUACAAGCUCACACAGCAACAGGUAGACAUGCUGCUUGCCACUUUCAAAAGCACAUUUGAGGGAGACGGCCAGUAUCCUUCCCUGCCAACAGCACCAGCAGAUUCAGCACCACAGCCCUCCCCAUUAGGAUCCAAGAAGCGCCAGAGGGUUGAGGAGGUUCAGAGCAACAAGCGGAUAGUAAAGCUCACGGGGUCUGUGACAAGGGUUGUGGUAGCAACUGGGCCACAGCCCAGAAGAAUUGUUAGGAAAAAGGCGAAGGAACAGCCCAAGAAAGCAUCACAGCCGCAGAAGGCACAGCCAGCCAAGGGGGCGCAGGCACCCAAGAAGGUGGAGGUGGCUAAGAAGAGGGACAGCACCAGCGGGCCUGGCUCUGGAAGCAAAGCGUCUACUGGGCCUAUGAAGAACGGCUCAGCACACGAUUUGGGAUGCCUAGAGUACUUCUCCCGAAAAAAGUUUGCAAGGAAGGUGAACCCCGCAGCGAAGCCUGGCUCUGACAAACGGACUACGGUGGUGCUGGGGCCAGUACCAAAGGCAUGUGGUGUGAAGGACGUGGUUGCCACAUUAGAUGUGAAUCACAAGGGAAAGUACAAUUUUGUGUGUGUGAGGAAAAUACAAGGGGAGGAUGCUCGAUAUUGCUUUUUGAACUUGAGCGAUCACAGAGAAGUUGCUGGUCUUGCUGCACGCUGCAAGGAGAUGAAGUGGAGUUCUACACCUGAUGGGGAUGGCAAUAAAAAACGUGGUGUAGAGGUGACGUUCUGGGACUUACAAGGCAUGCCACUUCUAGCAAAGGUGUUCCAAUCCUCAGGCUAUUGGGAAAGCCGAAGAACUUUGCCAGCAGAAUGCAGCCAGCUGUAUGAUGGGCGCCCAUUGUUCUUCUAUGGACAUGGAGCUGCAUAUGCAGACAGGCUACUGUCGUACGCUACACCUGCCUUGAGUCCUGUACAGAAUUCAUGCACACCAAACGAGGUGGACACUUUGGGAACAGAUCUGGAUAGCAUAAAGGAGGCUUCCAGUGCUGCCUGCAAUGGCUCAAAGCCCAUCAUGGGCAGCAAACAGCCAGAGGCUGCAAGGACCACCAAUGACCCCAACGCUUUGGUCGACAACAACAGGAAGAGGAGUCGAAGGAAGGCUGGGCAGGCCAACCACGGUUAG